AUGAAGAUAAGUUCCACUAUCACUGACAAAUGGAGGUUCUGUAUAUUUGCAAGUUUCCUAAGCUGCAUUAUUCUGCUAGUCUGUUUGAAUCAGGGCCAUGACAGUGAAAAACUAUCUGGUGUUCAAAAUAUUACAUUAUCAGCAACAACAUCUUCCAAUGACUCGGCUCAGCAUCCAGCAGUAAGCAUACAGCAUUUGGAACCAUCAAACGUUGGAGAACAUGUAAAAGAGGCAAGUGAGGAAGAACAUGGCUGCAACUUGGCUCCGCAGCCAGCAGCAAACAUUCAGUUUUUGGAACCAUCAAACGUUGGAGAACAUGAAAAAGAGACAAAUAAGGAAGAACAUAGCGGCCACUUGGCUCAGCAGCCAGCACCAAGCAUUCAGUUUUUGGAACCACCAUAUGUUGGAGAGCAUGAAAAAGAGAUAAAUAAGGAAGACCAUAGCGGCAACUCAGCUCAGCAGCCAGCACCAAGCAUUCAGUUUUUUGAACCAUCAUAUGUUGGACAUGAAAAAGAGACAAAUGAGGAAGAAAAUAGCGGCAACUUGGCUCAGCAGCCAGCACCAAGCAUUCAGUUUUUAGAACCAUCAUUUGUUGGUGAUCAUGAAAAAGAGAUAAAUAAGGAAGACCAUAGCGGUAACUCAGCUCAGCAGCCAGCAGCAAGCAUUCAGUUUUUGGAACCAUCACAUGUUGGAGAACAUGUAAAAGAGAUAAAUAAGGAAGAACAUAGCGGCAACUUGGCUCCGCAUCCAGCAGCAAGCAUGCAGUUUUUGCAACCAUCAAACGUUGGAGAACAUGAAAAUGAGACAAAUGAGGAAGAACAUGUCUGCAACAUCUUUGAUGGAAAAUGGGUUUAUGACCCGACAGCAAGUCCUAUGUAUAAUAGGUCACGGUGUCCAUUUCUUAGUGAUCAAGUUAGUUGCCAAAGGAAUGGAAGGCCGGAUUUCGUAUACGAAAAAUGGAAUUGGGAAGCUAAGGGGUGUGAGAUUCCCAGGUUUAAUGGUACAGACAUGUUAGAGAGACUUAGAGGGAAGAGAGUGAUUAUAGUUGGAGACUCACUCAACAGAAAUCAGUGGGAAUCUCUUGCUUGCCUUCUUUACUCUGCUAUUCCUAUUCCUUCUUCACAAGCCUAUGUUAAUGUGAAAAGUGGUGACUACAAGGUUCUUAGUGCAAAGGACUACAAUUGUUCUGUGGAGUUCUACUGGAGCCCCUUUCUAAUAGAAUUGAAAGAAAGACGUGGUAAAAAAAUUAUGAGGCUGGACAAACUUUCAGCCUCAGCACAGAAUUGGCAUGGUGCUGACAUUAUGGUAUUUAACACCGGCCACUGGUGGAAUCACCCGGGGAAAAUCAAAGAGUUCGACUUCUUUCAGUAUAGAAAAAAAGUGGUGGAGGUGGAUAAAAUAGAGACUGGAUUAGCAUUUGAGAUGGCCAUGAAGACUUGGGCUCGCUGGAUUGAUAAGACUGUGGACAUAAACAAUACCAAGGUCUUUUUUCGAAGCAUAUCACCAGAACACAAAGGGAAGCAGUGGUGCUACAAUGAAACUAAACUCAUCAUGGAUGAGACCUAUAAAGCAAUAUUUCCAAAGUCAAUGGUGGAGAUUGUUGAGAGAACAAUUAGCAGCAUGAAGAAACCAGUGAAGUACUUGAACAUCACAAAGCUAUCUCAGUAUCGUAGAGAUGCACAUCCAUCAGUUUACACAACAAAGCAAGGGAAGCUAUUGACAGCAACGCAACGAAGACAACCUUGGUCUUAUGCUGAUUGCAGCCACUGGUGUUUGCCUGGAUUGCCUGAUACAUGGAACAGGCUAGUGUAUGCAUCUAUAUAUGGUCUUAGACAAACUUCCUAGAUAUUUCUAGUUCUUAACAUCUAAUAAUUGUUUGCUUGAAUAAAUGAUUUUUUUUCAAUGUAGAAAUAUUGUAACUCCAAGAGAA
Quercus lobata is the source of this 1930-nucleotide messenger RNA. Its product is annotated as protein trichome birefringence-like 43. Gene Ontology annotation, cellular component: Golgi apparatus. The record is from RefSeq and is a predicted model, not a curated record. The transcript has 4 exons. Lineage: Eukaryota; Viridiplantae; Streptophyta; Magnoliopsida; Fagales; Fagaceae. Bases 1 to 1845 code for a protein of 614 amino acids. Gene Ontology annotation, molecular function: O-acetyltransferase activity.